Messenger RNA from Peniophora sp. CBMAI 1063, 849 nucleotides. Lineage: Eukaryota; Fungi; Basidiomycota; Agaricomycetes; Russulales; Peniophoraceae. The record is from the annotation of a GenBank genome assembly.
AUGCCUCGUCUCGCGUACAAGUCUGCUAUCGUCACAGGAGCCGGCUCCGGCAUCGGGAUGGAAACCAGCAUCCUGUUCGCGUCUGAGGGCGCGAACGUCCUCCUCGUCGACAUCAACCUCGAAGCCGCAGAGAAAGUCGCCACUCUGAUCUCAUCGCGCUUCCCGAAUGUGAAGGCGAUUGCUACCAAGGCCGAUGUCGGGAAGGAGGAGGACAUCAAGGCUGCCGUAGAUAAGGCUGUUUCCGAGUUCGGGCGUUUGGACGUUCUAUUCAAUAAUGCUGGCAUCAUGCAUCCAGCCGAUGACAACGCCCUGAACACGGAAGAGCGGAUCUGGGAUCUGACGAUGCAGAUCAAUGUGAAGGGCGUUUGGUGGGGUAGCAAGUACGCCAUACUCGCGAUGCGCAACAACUCUACCGAUGAGUCCAAGGGUCUGCAUGUCGGUGGUAGCAUCAUCAACACGGCCAGUUUUGUUGGCACACUCGGCGCGGCAACACCGCAGAUCGCGUACACGUCCUCGAAGGGCGCGGUUCUCGCCAUGACACGCGAACUUGCGAUGAUUCAUGCUCGCGAAGGUAUCCGCGUCAACAGUGUUAGCCCUGGCCCUCUCAAGACGCCUCUCCUCAUGGACUUCCUGAACACCGCGGAGAAACGGGACCGGCGCAUGGUUCACCUUCCCAUGGGCCGCUUCGGCGAGGCGGUUGAGAUCGCCAAGGCAGCCCUGUUCCUCGCCACGGACGAGAGCAGCUACAUGACGGGUACCGAUCUCAAGGUCGACGGUGGCCUGACAUCGGCGUAUGUGACCGCCCUGGGCGAGCCAGUCCUGCCGCCGCCGUCGAGCCUUGCUGCAUAG